Polyodon spathula (Mississippi paddlefish) is the source of this 6903-nucleotide messenger RNA. It is a transcript of the gene zbtb16a, whose product is annotated as zinc finger and BTB domain containing 16a. Bases 120 to 2075 code for a protein of 651 amino acids. NCBI's taxonomy places the organism in Eukaryota, Metazoa, Chordata, Actinopteri, Acipenseriformes, Polyodontidae. Gene Ontology annotation, biological process: regulation of immune system process; negative regulation of transcription by RNA polymerase II; regulation of cytokine production. The transcript is spliced from 6 exons. Gene Ontology annotation, molecular function: protein binding. The record is from RefSeq and is a predicted model, not a curated record.
CUUUUUUUUUUUUGCUUCCUUUCUUUCUGUACAGGUUUAUUCUCUUGUUUACAAAGAUAACUCGGUACACAGCAGAGGAAACGACAGCCUAAUGAGUUGGUCCAACGGACAUCAACACUAUGGAUUUGACUAAGAUGGGUAUGAUCCAACUGCAGAACCCCAACCACCCCACAGCGCUCCUGCUGAAGGCCAACCAGAUGCGCCUGGCAGGGACGCUGUGUGACGUGGUCAUCAUGGUGGACAACCAGGAGUUCCACGGCCACCGAACAGUGUUGGCAUGCACUAGUAAGAUGUUCGAGAUCCUGUUUCACAGAAGCAGCCAGCAUUACACUUUGGACUUUCUCUCACCAAAGACGUUCCAGCAGAUUUUGGAGUAUGCCUACACUGCGACACUCCAAGCUAAAGUGGAAGACUUGGAUGACCUGCUGUACGCAGCAGAGAUUUUAGAGAUAGAAUACUUAGAAGAACAAUGCCUGAAGAUCCUGGAAACCAUCCAGGCUUCGGACGAGAAUGAUACUGAAGUCAACAUGAACGAAGGUGGCGCUGAGGACGACGAAGACCGCAAGGCCAGGUACAUCAAGAACAUGUCAAAGAAGCAUUCCACGGAGGAAGGGGGUUACGCCAAUGCAGCCCAACAGGGGCUGGCCACAGGUACAAUGGUAGAUCAAAGUCCUUCUGUUUCAACGUCAUUUGGACUUUCCACCAUGAGCCCCACGAAGGCUGCGGUAGAUAGCCUCAUGAGCAUCGGGCAGUCUCUUCUACAAAGCUCUUUUCAACAGGCUCAAGUGAAGACAGAGAUAAUGCAAGUGGACGAAGUGUCUGGCCAGGAAAGCCCGGUGACGUCCGAAUCCACUUCUUCCAGUGGGGACAAGAGUGGCGAUUCGGAUAAAAACAAGGACGGCCCUGGAACACCUACCCGCAGCAGCGUGAUCACAAGCGCCCGCGAACUGCACUACGUUCGUGAAGAGAGCGUGAGCGAUCAGCAGGGCGAGGUGGGCCAAGCGGGGCUGGAAAGCCUGGCUUCUCUGCACGAGAAGCACCUCGCUUCUCUGUACUCUCUGCCGCCCAACCAUAAAACUGAAACGCUGCUGUCUGUGCCGGCUUCCAUGGCGUCUGCCCUCCACAUGCAGCCAGCCCUCGCCAUGUCCAUGGACUUCACUGCUUACGGGGGGCUUUUGCCCCAGAGCUUCAUUCAGAGGGAGUUCUUUAACAAGCUGGGGGAGCUUGCGGCAGGGAUGAAGCCGGAUCACAGGAGCCAGAAUGAGCGCUGCAAUGUGUGCGGAGCGGAGCUGCCAGAUAAUGAUGCCGUGGAGCAACACAGGAAGCUGCACAGUGGAAUGAAGACCUAUGGGUGUGAGCUGUGUGGAAAGAGAUUCCUGGACAGUUUGCGUCUAAGGAUGCACCUGCUGUCUCAUUCAGCCGGUGCGAAGCCCUUCGCCUGUGAUCAGUGUGGAGCACAGUUCUCACAAGAAGAUGCUUUGGAGGCCCACAGACAAACACAUACAGGGUCUGAUAUGGCCAUCUUCUGCCUGCUGUGUGGCAAGCGCUUCCAGACACAGCCCGCCUUGCAGCAGCACAUGGAGGUGCACGCAGGGGUGAGGAGCUACAUCUGCAGCGAGUGCGACCGGACCUUCCCCAGCCACACCGCCCUGAAGCGUCAUCUCCGCUCCCAUACAGGCGACCACCCGUUCGAGUGCGAGUUCUGCGGGAGCUGCUUCCGGGACGAGAGCACCCUGAAGGGACACAAGCGCAUUCACACCGGAGAGAAACCCUAUGAGUGCAACGGCUGUGGCAAGAAAUUCAGCCUCAAACACCAGCUGGAGACUCACUACCGUGUGCACACAGGAGAGAAACCGUUCGAGUGCAAACUGUGCCAUCAGCGUUCCCGCGACUACUCCGCUAUGAUAAAGCACCUGCGCACCCACAACGGAGCCUCCCCUUACCAGUGCACCAUCUGCCUGGAGUACUGCCCCAGCCUCUCCGCCAUGCAGAAGCACAUGAAGGGACACAAACCUGAGGAUGUGCCCCCAGACUGGAGGAUAGAGAAGACCUACCUGUAUCUGUGCUAUGUCUGAGCGGAGCAAGAAGGCAUACAAAAAGGAGAAGUUGGGGAACAGAAUAGCACAAGUGAAAGGGCUGGGCAGAGGAUAAAAAAUAAAUAAAGGAGGAAAAGGAGGGCUCGGUUUGCAAGAGUGGGGGAAUUGUGACCUGUCUUUAGAUGUGCACUUUCUGCAAAACUGACUACUGCUUAAAAAAAAAAAAAAUACAAAAUUACACACACAUCCACCCAAACAACACAGCAUUUCUGCAUCUACCCGUGGAGUAACGACAACUGUUUCAUGCUAACUCUCUCAAGUCUCUUUCUUAACUUCACAGAACCCGGGAGAGGAUUACGAUAAGCUUGCCAGUAUAAGGUACUGAAGUCGGGUUUGAAACUCACAGCAAGGUUGUGCCAAUAGCCCGUAGCCAAUAGAUCAAAACCAGAGCAGGAUCCCAGUACUGAGACAGUGCCCAGAUUGUAGGGAGGAAGGAUGGGUCAGUCUUGGCUGUGACAGUCCUUAUUUUCAGGUGUGUUUUGACUCCUUGUUUUUGUAUGCUCUCCAGUAAUAAGUGAAAGGGUAGCUCAGCCCCACAUAGUGUUAAAUAAAUAACCCUGCCCCUGCUUUGUUGUGCAUCUUGGCUGCUGUUACCACACACUGUGGAUGCUCUGAAUAGGGCUCCCCCUGCUGGACACGCCCAGAGGAAUACUGAGAGCACUUAAAUCCCCAAUGCUUGCAGUCUACCAUUUGUCAUGAUUCGAACAGAACAGUGGUGGGAAGUCAGAUAUAAUUUAAAACAAGCUACGCAAUAUGUAAUGAUCCCCCACGUGUGAAUUAGUUACAAAAUGUCCAGGGUUAUCAUUUCAUAUAUCAGUUAAUACACUCAUGGAAUGUGUUUCAAAGUCAAGGAGAUCUCAAAACCUGACCACCUUCUUCUUCUUUUGAUUGUGUGACAUUUCUUGAGAAGCCCUACCAUUUGGCUGGUUGUGGAAGUGAUUGACUGGUACAGCGACAGUGGUCUGUGGAUAUGGACUGGCACACCUAUGCCAUGUCACUAGGAGCUUGUUCAGUAAUGGGUGAACUCGUGUGUAGUCACUGAAGUAUUACAGGUUUGUUGCAUUCACAGUACCUCCUUGGAAGUACGUAAUGACUACAGACAGGGAGGCAGCUUUUGGCCCUAUCGGUAAAACAGAGUACAGUCUGUCUGUCUCUUUUUUUUUUUUUUUUUUUUUUUUUUUAAAAGAAACUAGUCCCUUAUUUCAGAAUUCCCCAUUUGCUCCUUGAAUAUUGUGUGUACCAGAGAUGUAUUACUUUCAUUAUUUUACACUUUGGCUCGUGUCAAAAAAGGACAAACACAAAUGCAAAUUGUGUUUUCAUUUUUCAGCAGAGGGUUUGCAAUUCAUGAGUAGUAUCCAUACACUCGAACCGUUCUCAUGCGAAUACGGAAGAGACCAAAAUGUGUUGGACGCAUAAUGUUUGCUGUUUCGGCCUUCAAAAUGCAGUAACGACAUCUCGAUGAACUGCUUGGAUCAAAACGCAGUGAAGUUAUUGAUAAAGCCAGCCCGGGUGGGUUAACAAAUAAGGAGGAAGGAACUCUUUAGCUACAGUGAAUAUAUGUAUAAAUAUAUAUUUAGUUUUUCCCUUUUUUUUUUUUUUUUUUUUUUUUUUUUUUACCAUUGUGUUUUUUCAGCACAUCGUACUUGAAUUACCUCGUUUUUGUGACAUCAUGAGCUGUAUAUAUUAAAAAAAAAAGUAUUUACUUUCUUUUGUCAGAAAGUGAUGUCACAAAAUGAAGACGUGCAGAGGCAUACUUUGAGGGGGGAGGGUACUUAAGUGCCACAGUGAAAAUAGCAAUUAUGUUUUUAUUUUUCAUUGUACUUUGUGCAUUAUUGUUACCAAAACUGGUAUUUUUGUUUUUAAAACAGGCCACUUUAUUAAAGAUGUGGAGCUGGUUUUGUUUUGGCAUUGUUUUGGAAGCUACCUCUGUUUGUUUUUUUUUUUAUUGUUGUUGCAAAAGCACAUUCUGCAGUAUUUGUGUUUUGCUUUUGUGAUGUCAUGGCAACGUCAUCUCAUGCUUUAUAUUUUUGUUUACCUAAUUUAGCAACAUUUAUAUAAAGAGUUAGAGAGGUAGUUUUAGAUAGGAUGAAAGGGAAAACAAAACAAACAACAGUUUGGUUAUGGUUGUCCUCGUUUCAAUUUAUCGGUGGAAAAACAGUUUUUUGAAACCUCAAGACUGGGUAACUGUUGAAACGGGAGGGCUUUGCAGUAUAGUAAGAGCGUACUAUUUUAAAGAGAGUUUAAAGAAGUGUUAAACUUGAAAUAUGUGAAUAGAAUUGUAGUUUUGUAAUAAUGUGAAACAGUAGGUUCAAGGUUAUUGAAUCUGUAAGGGCAGGUCAAGUAGGCAUUAAUGCAACGCGUGUUGAACAAUGGUGGACUGCAAGUGGUUAUCAAAAAGAAAUGAACGUGCUGUUGGUUCACAAGCGUAGGUUCCUUGAGGCGCACGGAUUACAGUACCCGAGCCGGCAGAACUGAUUUGAUAUAUAAAAUUGUGAUAUUUUUGUAUUAAUUGUCAGUCCCUUUCCAUUCGUCACGUUUUCAGCAGGGUAAUGUAUAUUUUUGUUGCCCUGCCCCUGUUUUUUUGUAAUGUUGAACAUAAAUGUGUUUGUGGAAAAUGUAGUAUUCAAUGUUUCAUUCCAGGGGUCGUAAAAGUCAGAGAGCUACUGAAUCUAACUGAAGUCAAGACAUUGGAGUAGGACGCUGCUGAUUUGGUUAAACACAACACACAUUGAUGAUUAUACUUGAAAUGGCCGAGGGAAGAGGGAUGUAGAGUACAGUAAACACAUUAAACCGCUUUGACUGGAAAGCACGCUACACAAGGUGUUGUCAGCACGGUGUUUUACACCUGUUUGGCAGUUCCUGCAAGUCCUGUGCCACACUGCCCAACACUAGUACGAUGGAUUCCUUUUUAAAGUAAGCGAUAGACAGAGACCCAAAAUUGAGCAGGCAGUUUUAAUUGCUAAGGUGAAAAAGAAACAUGCACACAAGUAUAUGUGUUCAACAAACAAAAUGAAAACCUUUAGCCAGGGUUAUCAUUUUUUUAAAUAGAAAAUACACCACCACAAAAUCAGCCAGCUUUAUACAAGGAUUUUCUAAUGAAAGACAAAGGAACCGAUGACUUGGUGCUGAUUUUGGUUCUGCCUACGAUGUGACUCUGGAAUUUGCUUAGCUGUUUCUUUAAUCUUUGUGCCUAAAAUGUUCAACAAAGUGUCCCUGUUUAACUGUGUAGCGUUUCUGUACCUUCAAAAUAAAUGUAUGUGUGUCAUCUGAUGGGGGUGUCAUGAUAAAAAAAAUAUCCAUAAAUUGCAAAUUCACAUAUUUUGUGACUGGAUUGCAAAGUAUUUUUUUUCAAUCUGUUGGCUGUCGUUGAAAUGAUUUAGAAGUAUUUUCAAUGUCAGUUUUCAUUUAUUCUAAUGCUCACCCUUUUCAGUAAUAUAAUUAAUGGUACAACAAAGUUCAGCACAGUCUUGUGGUGUAAACAAUCUGUUUGAAAUGUUAAAAUGUGAAACCAGGAUUCCACAGUAUAGCAAGCACUCGUACAGGAAAAAAAAAGACCGCUUAUUCUAAACAUUUCAAGAAAUUUUUAACGAUGUAUAUUAAAGCACAAAGCUCGACGACAGCAAUCUGAUACUUUUAACCAAAACAGAAAAUGUGCAUUUAUAGAAUAAAGUUACGGAGUGCAUAACCAACUGUUUGCCAAAAAUCUUUUCAAGAACUCCGAUUUGCUAUACCCCCUAUUUCUUGACAGGGUAUUCUGGUCUUCAGGCACCCGCGUCAUACUGGUGUCAUCUGCUCCCAGUGCAUUCUGCGAGGCAGCUUAGCAACACUAUUUUUAGCAGACGCACAAAAUGGAAGGAUCUUGGUGCAGUCCGGAAGUUCUGCACUCUAUAAUAAUAACAAAAUACCCAUCGUCAGAGUUAUCAUGACAUCCCAAGAGCUCAAUCGCUGUGUUCCAGUGUGGUGUGCCAGAACAAGUAGCCAUUUCAUGCAGUGGUGUCAUGCAUGUGCCAUUAGUCUUUAGUCUAAAAAAUAUUCAGAUAAUGAAACGCCAAGGUAUCCCUUUUUAUAUAUAUAUAUAUAUAUAUAUUAUAGCACUGAGGACCAAUUGCCCUGUCUGACCAAGUGUGAAAGCUUUUGUUUGUGUGUUUUUUGCUGGUCUCAUUUUUUGUUUUGUUUUUUGGUGUGACGGCACAAGUGCCAGUCUGCUCUGUAUUUUUAUUAUUAUUAUUAUUAUUGUUGUUGUUAUUAUUUUUUAAAUUGAUAUUAUAGUUAUGUCUACCUCAGCACCUCUUCUAAGCCUAAUCUUUGAAGGUGCCAAAUGUAUUAUUUUCUUUUUUUUUUUUUUGUCAUUCGGUUAACUCUGUAUGAACUUUAUUUGCAUUAGUGCUUUGCGAGGUCCUUUUUGUUGUCUUUACCAGUACAAAAAUGCUGUCUUCGAAGUGCUGCAGUGUGAAGUCAUGCCUGCAGAUCCUGUGUUUUUAUUCGUUAUUUCUUUCAGUGUGGGUUCAGACACAUCUCUGUGUAACUUUUCAGUGUUUCUCUGAUGGCGUGUGGAAAAAUGUAAAAGAAAUAAGAGAUUUAAUACUGCAGGUUGUUUUUUUUUUUUUUUUCUCUCCAUGUUGUCACUAAGUGAAGUUUGUGCCUUCAAUAGCGAAAGAGAAUAUUUUUUACAUCCGACUAACAGUAGAUUUUUUUGUAGUGAACAUUUUUUGUAUUUUUAUUUAUAAGUCUCAUAAGGAAAAUAACAAUGUUCUGUUGUAUACCUUGAAUCUGCAGUUAGAAAAACAAAUAAACAAAAUGGACUGAA